AAUUCGACCAAGAGGCUGACGCGGAAAUCUAAAAAUCGCAUCGGUUUUUUUUCCUCCUACAACCGGCAUGUAAAUACAAUUUUGUUGCGCUUUGCAUAGAUAACACCAACUUAGAUUUAAUGUCAGGAACAGCUCAUUUAGAUGUGUCCGAAACCGUUUAGCACUAGUUGUAAGCAUUACUUGUGUGUGCAUUAAGCGUGUGCCCUGUUAUGAAACAGGGUCUGAAUUGGUCGGCUGAGAUGCUGCCCACCGGUCCAGAGCUGCGGCUACUGCGGCUAUUGUCCUGUGUAACUAUUGUUUUACUUUUUCAAGUCACCUACGCCAAGAAAGAUUUUAAAAGCGCCUGUUCUACCUGUCAGAAAAUUACUGAUAACUUCAACAAGGGCUUUGACAGAACAGCAAAGCAGAACUUUGGCGGUGGCAACACAGCCUGGGAGGAGAGGAAACUGUCCAAAUAUGAGACAAGCGAGAUCCGUCUGAUGGAGAUUGUGGAGGGGCUGUGUGACAGCAGCAGCUUCGAGUGCAACCACAUGUUAGAGGAACACGAAGACAAUUUUGAAACUUGGUGGUUCAAGAGGAAAACAAAACAUCCUGAUCUGCAUAAAUGGUUCUGCAUUGAAACCAUCAAAGUGUGCUGUCCAAAGGGAACGUUUGGACCGGACUGUAAUGCCUGUGUGGGGGGCUCUGACAGACCUUGCCAUGGAAAUGGAAAGUGUGAUGGCGACGGGACUCGCGGAGGGAACGGAAAGUGCAGCUGUGACCACGGCUAUGAAGGAGAGUUCUGCCUAGACUGCAUCGACGGCUACUUCAAUGAAGUGAGGAACGACACAUUCUCUCUGUGCACAGAAUGCCACUCCUCCUGCAAAACCUGCAAUGGAGCGACCAAUCAGGACUGUGAUGAGUGCAAAGAAGGCUGGGAGGAGGAUGACCAGGAAACUUGUGUUGAUGUAAACGAGUGCUCCACAGAUCCUUCUCCAUGUAAAGAAGAACAAUACUGCCUUAAUACGGAAGGCUCCUACUCCUGCGAGGCCUGUGACAAAGUGUGCUCCGGCUGCACUGGAGCCGGUCCUGAUAAGUGCCAGGCUUGUGCUAGUGGGUACCAAGACACAGAGGGCACCUGCACAGAUAUUGACGAGUGUUCCCAGCCAGAGUCGGUAUGCACCAAGGAGCACGAGCAGUGUAUCAACACUAAAGGCAGCCAUGUGUGCAUCUGCUCGAGUGGCUAUGAGAAGCAAGAUGGAGAGUGUGUCCUAACGCCACUGCCAGAAAAAGAAGAGGAGUCCGAAGCAUCUGAGACGACCACAAGUCCACACGAGGAGCUUUGAUGUAAAAUCUGGGACCAAUGGGAGCGAAUCAGGAAGAACGGUUGGAAUUUCUGCACAUCUGUUGCCGCCCAUUUUUUUUAAAUGGUAGAUUACAUGCACUUAAUGUACCAGCUGCACUUAGAACCAACAAAUGCUGGCAAGACAUUGUUUUCUUCCAGCAGUGGAUCAUGGAUUAAAGGACAAAAAAAGAGAGACUAUUUAUGUUCGCAGUACUCUGGUCAUUGUUGCUUUUCUCUGGUGUGCUCAAACUACCACUUGUUGUUAUUAGUUGUAUGGUUUUAAAAUGGACGGUGUCUCAAUAAAGGUGAAUUAUGUUGAAUUAAGAAACACAA
Molecule: messenger RNA, 1657 nt
Organism: Etheostoma spectabile (orangethroat darter)
Lineage: Eukaryota; Metazoa; Chordata; Actinopteri; Perciformes; Percidae
Gene: creld2
Product: cysteine-rich with EGF-like domains 2
Exons: 10
Coding region: 210-1325 (371 amino acids)
Molecular function (GO): calcium ion binding
Source: RefSeq, a predicted model, not a curated record